CUCUAUGUUGUGUGCACCUGAAUUUCGCAUCCCUCAGAUUUUUUCACUCGCAGAAUUUUUUUUUCCCACUACUACUUUAUGGGGAUGGAACAUGUCAUAAUUUAUCUCCGUUUUACAUUGAAACAUCGAACUUUCAAAUUGCCCACUACAGUCUUGGUGCUUGCCUCAGUCUCUUUGCUUCCAAAUAUUCUUGCAAAUCCAAAGUCUGCAAUUUUUGGGUUGCAUCUCCCCAUCUAGAAGAAUGUUGCUGGUUUUCAAAUCCAUGUGAAUUACACUUUAGGCUAGAGUCUUGGUGAAGAUAAAGCUGCCCACGAGCAUCUCAGUUCAGUCUAAUUCAACCCUUUUGGGUUAUGAUAAGAUGAUGGAGGCAGAGGUAGUGGAGGCAGAGCUAGUGUUGCCAAGCUACCUCAGUUUUAAGAGAAUUCAAAUGUAUGAGAAAUAUCCUAAAGGCCAAGCCAGAGGCAGGCACUGGAAACAUCUUAAGCAGAUUAUUCAAGCUGAGAAUUACCAGAAUUACCCUCCUGAUGAACCCAAUUAUGUCAACAUUGAGUCACCCCCCUCUAUGCAUCCCUGCAAGAGAAUUUGUGAUAUUACAGGCUUUGAGGCACCUUACUAUGAUCCUAGGACUAAUCUCCGUUAUGCAAAUGCUGAUGUUUUCAAGAUCGUCAGAUCGCUUCCUAAUGAGUAUGUUCAAAGAUACCUAGCUCUAAGGAAUGCAGCAGUGGUUCUUAAGUAGUCUUGUCAGUUCCCUGACUUCCGAGACACCUUAUUCUUAUUCCUUCAUGUUUUCUCUUUUCAAUGCUUGUGAAUUAAAUAUUUGAGGAUAUGAAAUAUGUUUACUCGUAGGACAUUAUUAACUUGUGUAAUAUUACUCUGUCGCCAACUUGGUCUUGUCUGUUAAUUAGUUAAU
Gastrolobium bilobum is the source of this 910-nucleotide messenger RNA. Its product is annotated as protein EIN6 ENHANCER. Gene Ontology annotation, biological process: chromatin remodeling. Gene Ontology annotation, cellular component: Ino80 complex. The transcript is spliced from 4 exons. Bases 359 to 736 code for a protein of 125 amino acids. The record is from RefSeq and is a predicted model, not a curated record. NCBI's taxonomy places the organism in Eukaryota, Viridiplantae, Streptophyta, Magnoliopsida, Fabales, Fabaceae.